AUGGGGAAGCUGAGCCACGUAUGCAGCCUCGAACAAGUGGACAGAGCACUACGAUUGUUGGGUGAGCAGCCCAAGUGGGAAGAGAUGCCAAAUACACAACGCCAGCAUCGCUGCUUGCGUUGGAAAGCGGCGGUGAGCCAUUACAGCAGCAAGUGCAGCAUCCUUGUCCAGGGCAAGGACGGCGUGGAGGUGGAGCGCAAGCUAUCCGCGGCUUUGGAGGCGUUGCCCACGCUGGCCGACGAGAUCACACCGGUAACGUUUGCAGCACAGGCCCGAAAGGCAUCAGCGUCGGUGGAGUGGACACCAGUCCCUGCCAGAGCGCCACAGCCUUUGCCAGAGCCAGGUGAAAUUUGGCAUUUGUACGUGGACGGUGCCUGCCCAACGAAUCGAGAUGUUCGAGCCACGCAUAAUCCAGCUGGUUGGGGAGUUGCUGUAUUCCUGCGUGCGGAAAGCGGUCAACUGCGGGACUUUUGCCGCCUGUUCGGGCCAGUUGUCGAGUCAGAUUCUGCUUUGAGCCUGGGAGCAGAGAUGUGCUCCAACAACACCGCGGAGCUUUCUGCCUUCGGAGAGGCCCUGCUGUGGCUGCGAGAUGAAGCUCCUGGUGCACAGAAAGCUGUGCUGUACUACGACUCACAGUAUGCCAAGAAGGUGACGACGGGUGAGAAUGUGGCCCACAAGAACAAGGAUCUGGCAAAGACUGUCCAGAACUUGUGGAUGGAAGUUGUCGCAGUGCGAGAAGUGGAGCUAUGCUGGGUCCAGGGUCACACUGGCGACGUGGGCAAUGAGUUGGCAGACAAGCUGGCCAAUGAAGGAGUGAAAGGACGCUACAGCCUUUCCUCGCGCCGCUGGGGGCAUUUGGCAGGCUGCAGUGAGCCACAAGCCAAGCGUGCAAGACGCGAGGCUCCACUCGAUAGCGGCAGCUUUCCUUCAAGCGACGGUGCAGUCGACAGAAGACCUGUGGCAAGCGUGCUGACUGCGCAAGAGGUCUCCGCCGCCACUCCGACUGUGCCGGCGCUGACUUGCCUGCAGAGCUGCGAUCCGCUGGAAACCCUACAGUUUGGUCCCCUGAGAGGGCAGCCUCUGGCCCAGGUGGUCCAGCAGAAUCCAGGGGAACUCGUCAAGGCCAUCGGGGAGCUGCAACUCUUCAUGACCGAGUGCGGGAUUUGGAAGGCUUUUGAGACGACCCCAAGGGCAGAUCUUUCGCCCCGCCAGCUGCCAAGUCGAAAUCUCAUGCACGAGGUGAGUCUUGGCACUGCAUUUGGAAAUCGAAUCUCGGCCGGGCCUUUGUGCAAGCCUGCUUUGUUAGGGAACUUUCACUAA
Molecule: messenger RNA, 1320 nt
Organism: Effrenium voratum
Lineage: Eukaryota; Dinophyceae; Suessiales; Symbiodiniaceae
Source: the annotation of a GenBank genome assembly